Molecule: messenger RNA, 1236 nt
Organism: Cloeon dipterum
Lineage: Eukaryota; Metazoa; Arthropoda; Insecta; Ephemeroptera; Baetidae
Gene: RpIIIC53
Product: RNA polymerase III subunit C53
Exons: 7
Coding region: 94-1197 (367 amino acids)
Biological process (GO): tRNA transcription by RNA polymerase III
Cellular component (GO): RNA polymerase III complex
Molecular function (GO): DNA binding
Source: RefSeq, a predicted model, not a curated record
GUGGCUGUGUUUACAAUUUUUCUACCGAUGAUUUCGCAGCCGUUUUCCGAGAUAUUUGAACUCUAAUCAAAUAUUUAGCAUCGGCCAAGACCCAUGGCCAAACCCCAGGCGGAAUGUUCGUCGAGCAAACAGGGCAUGAGUCUGCCCAGCCUGAGCAACGGCUUGCUUUCCUCCCUGGGCAGCAGGCCGUCUGGUAGACUCGAGUCCUUCCGCACGCCUCGCGACCUCACUCUGGGUGCUGUUUCAUCAGUAGUCAAACAGAAGCGGAAGUUCGAGCCUAUAUUGCCGACAAAGGGCAAGGCCAAAGCCACCCCUCCUAAGCCGGUUGUGGCCAGCACCAGCAAUGACUCGGGGAAAAACAAAGAGCCUCCUGCGAAAAAACCUCGGAAAAGACCGCCGCCGAAGGAGAGAACUACAUUCAUACAAACGGAAGGAUCUGUGUUCGGGCAAGGACAGGCCGAAAGGCAGAUAAAAAUCAAAGAACACUACCAUUGCUCAUCCUCGAGCAGCUCAAAAAAGACUGACAUCAUUAGACCUAUUAUUAAAAAAGAGGUAGAAGACCAAGUACGAGAAAGCUAUUCCGAGAAUAACGAAGAUAUAGUGAUUACGGAAAUGAAACGCUCAGAUUUUCUUGACAACCCCAAAUCGAAAAUCUCAUGGGGUGACUCGAAGCCAUUCUUGAUUCAACAGAAUCGAGUUCCAAAAAUGGAAAUAAAGCCUGAUCCCGACGGCGAGGGUGACAAUAUGCCUCAAAAAAUUAAUGUAGAUCCAGAUAAACCAAGCAUCGCCAGUAUAUUGACUGGUAAUGGGGAGCCAUUUUUAAUUCAACUCCCAGAUUGCCUUCCUGGCCGCGUGGAAAUGCCGAGCGAUUCAUCACAAGUGUCAACCACAGGAACGUCUAAGGCGAAGAAAAGUAUGCCUGCAACUUUAAAUGAUUUGCCUGAAGGUAGCAUAGGAUACAUCGAAAUUUUGCAAUCUGGAAAAGCGAGAUUGAAGUUAGGAAAUCACAAAAUGUACAUGGAAAUGGGUGCUUAUAGUAGCAUACGACAGGAAUUGGUUAUGGUUGACGUCAACACUGAUGAAAAGAGAGGAAAUAUGUGCGAUCUUGGUCAGGUCAAUCAUCGUCUCAUUUGCGUUCCUGAUUGGCAAUCUGAGCUUGCGGAAGCAUUCAACAAAUCUGAGUGUGAUACUCACUAAAAUGUACAUAUAUUUCUAAAAAUAAAACUGCAAUGGUUA